Molecule: messenger RNA, 2446 nt
Organism: Corapipo altera (White-ruffed manakin)
Lineage: Eukaryota; Metazoa; Chordata; Aves; Passeriformes; Pipridae
Gene: SLC9A1
Product: solute carrier family 9 member A1
Biological process (GO): regulation of pH; proton transmembrane transport; sodium ion transport
Cellular component (GO): membrane
Molecular function (GO): sodium:proton antiporter activity
Source: RefSeq, a predicted model, not a curated record
AUGGGCGCCGCGGCCCUGCGCGCCCUGCCCUGGGCGCUGCUGCUGCUGGGGCCGCUGCUGCCCAGGCAGGGCUUGCAGGCCAACCCCAUGGUGACCUCCGAGCCCUCGCCGGGCCAGCCCGCCCCGCUGCCCGCCGGAGAGAUCGGGGGCUUCACCCCCGCGCCCCCCGCGGCCCCCGAGGUGAUCCACCCCCUCAAGGAGCAGCCGGCCAACGGCUCGGGAGAGGGGCACCACAAGCCCCGCAAAGCCUUCCCCGUGCUGGGCAUCGACUACACGCACGUCCGCAUCCCCUUCGAGAUCUCCCUGUGGAUCCUCCUGGCCUGCCUCAUGAAGCUGGGCUUCCACGUGAUCCCUUCAGUGUCCAGCAUCGUUCCCGAGAGCUGCCUGCUCAUCGUGGUGGGCCUUCUGGUGGGGGGGCUCAUCAAAGGGGUGGGCGAGAAGCCCCCCAUCCUCAAAUCGGACAUCUUCUUCCUCUUCCUCCUCCCACCCAUCAUCCUGGACGCCGGCUACUUCCUCCCCUUGCGCCAGUUCACCGAGAACCUGGGCACCAUCCUCAUCUUCGCCGUGGUGGGGACACUCUGGAACGCCUUCUUCCUGGGGGGGCUGAUGUACGCCGUGUGCCAGCUGGGUGGCCCCGGCCUCAACCACAUCGGCCUCCUGGCCAACCUGCUUUUUGGCAGCAUCAUCUCUGCCGUGGACCCCGUGGCCGUGCUGGCCGUGUUUGAGGAGAUCCACAUCAACGAGCUGCUCCACAUCCUGGUCUUCGGGGAGUCCCUGCUCAACGACGCCGUCACGGUGGUCCUCUACCACCUCUUUGAGGAGUUUGCCAACUUUGAGCAGGUGACCAUCCUCGACAUCAUCCUCGGCUUCCUCAGCUUCUUCGUGGUGUCGCUGGGCGGCGUCUUGGUGGGCGUCAUUUACGGGGUGAUCGCCGCCUUCACGUCCCGCUUCACCUCCCACAUCCGAGUCAUCGAGCCCCUCUUCGUCUUCCUCUACAGCUACAUGGCCUAUCUCUCUGCAGAGCUCUUCCACCUCUCUGGCAUCAUGGCGCUCAUCGCCUCUGGCGUGGUCAUGAGGCCCUAUGUGGAAGCCAACAUCUCCCACAAGUCCCACACCACCAUCAAGUAUUUCCUCAAGAUGUGGAGCAGCGUGAGCGAGACCCUCAUCUUCAUCUUCCUGGGUGUCUCCACCGUGGCUGGUCACCACUACUGGAACUGGACCUUCGUCAUCAGCACGCUGCUCUUCUGCCUCAUCGCCAGGGUGUUAGGUGUCCUGGUCCUCACCUGGUUCAUCAACAAGUUCCGAAUUGUGAAGCUGACGCCGAAGGACCAGUUCAUCAUCGCCUACGGGGGCCUGCGGGGAGCCAUCGCCUUCUCCCUCGGGUACCUCCUGGACUACAAACAUUUUGGCAUGAGGGACAUGUUCCUCACAGCCAUCAUCACCGUCAUCUUCUUCACAGUUUUCGUGCAGGGCAUGACCAUCCGGCCCUUGGUGGAUCUGCUGGCCGUGAAGAAGAAGCAAGAGACAAAACGCUCCAUCAACGAAGAGAUCCACACGCAGUUCUUGGAUCACCUUCUGACGGGGAUUGAGGAUAUCUGUGGUCACUACGGGCAUCACCACUGGAAGGACAAGCUGAACCGCUUCAACAAGAAGUAUGUGAAGAAGUGCCUGAUUGCAGGGGAGCGCUCCAAGGAGCCCCAGCUCAUCGCCUUCUACCACAAGAUGGAGAUGAAGCAGGCCAUCGAGCUGGUGGAGAGUGGGGGCAUAGGCAAGAUCCCCUCCGCUGUCUCCACCGUCUCCAUCCAGAAUAUCAACCCCAAGUCCCUCCCUGUGGAGCGCAUCCUUCCGGCCCUGUCCAAGGACAAGGAGGAGGAGAUCCGGAAGAUCCUCCGCAACAACCUGCAGAAAACCAGGCAGAGGUUGCGAUCCUACAACCGGCACACGCUCGUGGCUGACCCCUACGAGGAGGCCUGGAACCAGAUGCUCCUGCGGAGGCAGAAGGCCCGGCAGCUGGAACAGAAGAUGAACAACUACCUGACGGUGCCGGCUCACAGGCUGGAUUCACCCACCAUGUCCCGGGCUCGCAUAGGCUCAGACCCGCUGGCCUACGAACCCAAGGCGGACUCGGAGAACCUGCCCAUCAUCACCAUCGACCCGGCCUCGCCGCAGUCCCCCGAGUCCGUGGACCUGAUGAACGAGGAGCCCAAGGGCUGCAGCGGCCUCCCGCCCUCGCCCGAGGAGGAUGAGGAGGGGCUGGUGAUGCGGGUGAAGGAGCCCUCCUCCCCGGGGACUGACGAUGUCUUCACCCCGGGGACCGGCGACAGCCCCAGCAACCAGCGGAUGCUGCGGUGCCUGAGCGACCCGGGGCCCCGGCCGGAGCCGGAGGAGGGGGAGCCCUUCAUCCCCAAGGGGCAGUAGCUGCUGGCACGAAGCCUCGUUAUCGUUA